This is a messenger RNA of Harpegnathos saltator (Jerdon's jumping ant), 2121 nucleotides long. Its product is annotated as GPI mannosyltransferase 2. The coding region runs from base 521 to 1999 and encodes 492 amino acids. The transcript is spliced from 3 exons. Lineage: Eukaryota; Metazoa; Arthropoda; Insecta; Hymenoptera; Formicidae. Gene Ontology annotation, molecular function: GPI mannosyltransferase activity; alpha-1,6-mannosyltransferase activity. The record is from RefSeq and is a predicted model, not a curated record. Gene Ontology annotation, cellular component: endoplasmic reticulum membrane; mannosyltransferase complex. Gene Ontology annotation, biological process: GPI anchor biosynthetic process.
CAAGUCGGGAUGCGUUCCGAAAGUCAUUAAAAAAAUGUGACAAUCUUUAUGUCCGCGACUGUACAUCGGACGUCUUACAGGUCCGAUGUCCAAUAAGGGCAUCCUUGUUACGUCCAAUUUAUGUCCACGGACGUAAAUCGGACAUACGGACAUACAUUGGACGUAAAACGUACAUCCAUUGAAUGUCCAGUGCUGUCUGGGUGCAAAUGAAACAACCCGACUUCUUUAUAAUUAACCGCAAAAUAUUUCACUACCGAGUCCCACUCACUAACAGAGCUCCAAGAAUUUCUACUAACGAGGAGUAUAUCAUUCCCACGAGAGAAUGGCCCACUCCGACUACUUCCUCCCCGUGCGAUAAGGGUGUGCAGGAAGUCAAAUGUGUGAAUCACCGGUUAUAUUAUUAGAGCAUGAACAAAUUGAUCGCAAGCCCGUUUCAUUUCUUUUUUUCACGAUAAUCGGCUACGUACAUAUUCUACGGAUUAUACAGUGGAAAAAUUAAGUGAACGUAAAGCAGCACAAAAUGUACACACCAAGAAAAAAAGUUUUUUGGUUUGCGAUCGUUAGUAGAAUCGUGAUAUUUAUACUGCAAAUCAUUUUUAACGCAUUAAUACCCGAUCAUCAUGCGGACGCAUUUAAAAGACCCUUGGAUCCCACGGAGGAAGUUUCCCUGUGGGAUCAAAUAGUGUAUUUUUUACUUGACGGUCUUACACGUUGGGACGGUGAGUAUUUUCUGCACAUCGCGAGAUACGGCUACGUUUAUGAGAAUACUCUCGCUUUUUAUCCAUUGUAUCCGGCUAUGAUUCGCGUUGUCGGUGCUGUUUUGCUGAGAAUACUUCCCAUGCUGAAUAUUCAAAGCACAAUGAUGCUGGCCGCGACAUGUAUUAAUUUCACGUGUUUUGUCAAGUCCGCGAUUAUCCUUUACGAUCUCACCGAGCGUGUAUUUAAGGACACUGUAACGGCGUAUAAAGCAGCGAUACUUUACUGCAUAAAUCCGGCCAGCAUAUUCUUUUCGGCUGUAUAUUCAGAAUCCAUGUUCGCGUAUCUGUCGUUUUACACUAUGCUCGGAAGUAUGAAAUGCAUGUCUGCUAUUUCUUUUCCACUUGCUCUGUCAACCUUGGUGAGAUCGAACGGUGUUGUUAAUAUUGGCUUUCCCGUGUAUUUCGGGUUUAAGAAUCUAUAUGAUUCCGCAUUGGGAGCAACACAACGAAAGCGCAACAUUCUGUCGACCGUCUGGCAUAUCUUAAAACUCAUGACAUUGAAUAAUUUUUUCAUUGUGUUGAGCACGAUAAUUAUAUCGGUGUCGCCGUUCGUUCUUCUACAAAUAUACAAUUACAUGAAGUUUUGCAUUCUCAUUAAUACGUCGUUGUUGCCGACUCAUAUCUUACAAUACGCUAUAGAAAACGAUCUAGUUCUACCGGGUACAGAAAAUUCGGUAUGGUGUAACGUUAGUGUGCCUCUAGCAUAUUCAUAUGUACAAAAAACGUAUUGGAACGUUGGAUUCUUGAGAUAUUAUCGAUUCAAACAAAUACCGAAUUUUAUCUUAGCUUUUCCGACAUUGCUUAUCAUGUUGCACUGCGUUAAAGAAUUCCUCUUUGAAUAUAACAACGAACUGUAUUCACUGGGAUUAUUUAACGACAAAGCGAAAAGUGAAAAUACUAGAAAUGUAAAGAAAUAUCCGCUGGAUACGUUUGCCUUCAUGAUACAUGGAUUAUUUUUGACCAUAUUUUGCUUAUUCUUUGUGCAUAUUCAAGUUAGCACACGUUUAUUAGCUUCCGCAAGUCCUUUAAUAUAUUGGUACUGUGCGUUGAUGAUGUCUCAUAAGUAUAUUGAUCGUGUUGACCCGCAGUACGAAAGUAGAGAGAACGUAUGCUCUAAGUGGAAAGUGUUUUUCUUAUCGCAAGAACGAUAUACGUUGCAGGAUAAGUUGGUGCUGUCUUAUUUUAUAGGAUAUACAAUUGUAGGAUGUUUCAUGUUUUCAAAUUUCUUGCCAUGGACUUGAUAUGUCACAUCUCGUAUGUAUAUAUAUGCGAACUUUUUAGUAAAAUAAGUUAUUUCUGAAUUUUUCAAACACACUUCAGUUGUUCAUUUAUUUGUUGAAGCUCUUGUACAUAAAGAAUGAAU